Messenger RNA from Rhipicephalus sanguineus (brown dog tick), 835 nucleotides. Its product is annotated as utrophin-like. The coding region runs from base 29 to 835 and encodes 268 amino acids. Lineage: Eukaryota; Metazoa; Arthropoda; Arachnida; Ixodida; Ixodidae. Gene Ontology annotation, biological process: synaptic signaling. The transcript has 7 exons. Gene Ontology annotation, molecular function: protein binding. The record is from RefSeq and is a predicted model, not a curated record. Gene Ontology annotation, cellular component: plasma membrane.
AGAGCCGCCGCCUUUCCACGGCUCUUGCAUGCGCGCUGCUGUCACUUCUCUUCUUCGGGUUCGCUAUUACGACGCGUCUCGCUCGCCUUCCAGCGUCCCGCGCGAGUGCCGGGUCUCACGGGGGCCGCAUCUGUCCGAGCCCGUGCGUGUGUGUGGGUGUGUUGUGCGUGUGUUUGUGUCCACCGCGGUGUUCGAUGCGAUUCCUGAAUUGGGUGUCAUGUCGCGCUCUCCUGGAGACGAUGUGAGCGAGACUCGUGACGCCGUCGUCGCCACCGCCACGGCCACGGACGGUGCAACGACGUCGGCCGACAUGCCGGACAAUGACGAAAACGGAUGCGCCGAGGAGCCUGCCUCGACCGAAGCGGACAACCUCGACCUGUUUCAACGCAAGAUCAAGACCGAGAAAGACGAACGAGAGGAUGUGCAGCGGAAAACAUUUACAAAGUGGAUCAAUUCACAACUCGCAAAGGCCGACCAGCCUCUUGUCAACGACCUCUUUCAAGACUUUCGGGAUGGAACAAGGCUUCUGACACUGCUUGAAAUUCUCUGUGGCCAGCAACUGAAACGAGAAAGAGGAAAUUUGAGAGUUCAUCAUAUCAACAAUGUUAGCAGAGCACUCCAAGCACUAGAAGCUAACAAUGUAAAGCUUGUCAAUAUCAGCACAAAUGACAUUGUUGACGGCAAUCCAAAGCUCACCUUAGGCCUUAUUUGGAGCAUUAUUCUUCACUGGCAGGUACAUGGUGUGUUGAAAAGGGCUUCCAGUGAUGUCCACCAGACGAACUUGGAGAAGACUCUUCUCGCAUGGUGCAGAGAUGUCACCAAAGGGUCUGUUUGA